Messenger RNA from Xenopus laevis (African clawed frog), 3480 nucleotides. It is a transcript of the gene rtf1.S, whose product is annotated as RNA polymerase-associated protein RTF1 homolog. The record is from RefSeq and is a predicted model, not a curated record. Bases 118 to 2154 code for a protein of 678 amino acids. NCBI's taxonomy places the organism in Eukaryota, Metazoa, Chordata, Amphibia, Anura, Pipidae. The transcript has 18 exons.
UGAGAGGGUGUAGGCGGGGCUUGGAGAGUGGGCUCCCUGUACGCAGGCGCAUUGAUUGUCGCGAGUGGUGGCUCCGGGUGACCGGGCUGCCUACGAGGAACAGUGUCAGUAGCAGCAAUGGUGAAGAAACGGAAAGGCCGGGUGGUGAUAGACUCCGACACCGAGGACAGCGGCAGCGACGAGAACUUGGACCAGGAGCUGCUGUCCUUAGCCAAGCGCAAGAGGAGUGAUUCAGAAGAGAAGGAACAGCCAGUAAGCAAACCGACCGCAACCUCAGACUCUGAGACCUCCGACAGUGAUGAUGAGUGGACAGUCACAGGCCAAUCAAAAAACAAGAAAAAAGGGAAACCUGGCAAAGGAGGGGAGAAGAAGGGAGCAAUGAAGAAACAGGCUAACCGGGCAGCAUCUUCCGGCAGCUCUGGCAAGGAAAGUUCUGCGGAGAGCUCUGCUCCAGAAGAAGGUGAGGUGUCGGAUUCUGAUAGUAGCAGCUCAUCCUCCAGUUCUGAUUCGGAUUCCACAUCUGAAGAUGAAGAGUUCUGUGAUGGCUAUGGGGAGGACUUUAUGGGGGAUGAAGAAGAUCGGGCUCGACUUGAGCAGAUGACUGAGAAAGAGAGGGAACAAGAACUGUUUAAUCGGAUAGAAAAGCGAGAAGUGCUUAAGCGAAGAUUUGAAAUAAAGAAAAAACUGAAAAAUGCAAAAAAGAAAGAAAAGAAAGAAAAAGAUAAAAAGAAGAAGCACGAUGAAGAACAGGAGAAAAAGAAACAAACACAGGUCUUGGAGGCACAGUUACAGGUAACUUCACAUAAUAAAGAAAGGCGGUCAAAGCGAGAUGAAAAGUCGGACAAGAAAUCUCAAGCAAUGGAAGAAUUGCGAGCAGAGCGAGAGAAGAGGAAGAAUAAGACUGCAGAGUUGAUUGCCAGAAAACAGCCUCUGAAGACCAGUGAGGUAUAUUCUGAUGAUGAAGAGGAAGAAGAAGAUGACAAGUCUAGUGAAAAAAGCAAUCGAUCUUCCAGAUCUUCUUCUUCUUCUUCUGACGAAGAUGAAGAGACUGUAGAGAUUCCACCAAAAUCUCUGCCUGUGUCUCUGCCAGAAGAGCUCAACAAGGUUCGCUUGUCUCGGCACAAAUUGGAACGUUGGUGUCAUAUGCCCUUUUUUGCAAAGACGGUCUCAGGCUGUUUUGUGCGGAUAGGCAUUGGAAACCAUAACAGCAAACCUGUAUACAGAGUCGCAGAAAUUACCGGAGUGGUAGAAACUGGAAAGAUAUACCAGUUGGGUGGGACAAGGACAAAUAAAGGCCUACAGUUACGGCAUGGCAAUGACCAGAGGGUUUUCCGAUUGGAGUUUGUCUCUAACCAAGAGUUUACAGAAAGCGAGUUCAUGAAAUGGAAAGAGGCGAUGUUUUCUGCUGGCAUGCAGCUUCCCACUCUUGAUGAAAUUAAUAAGAAGGACGUAUCAAUUAAAGAAGCCAUGAACUAUAAAUUUAAUGACCAGGAUAUUGAAGAUAUUGUAAAGGAAAAGGAACGGUUUAGAAAAGCUCCUUCAAAUUAUGCCAUGAAGAAAACGCAGCUUUUGAAGGAUAAGGCAAUGGCAGAGGAAGCUGGAGAUCAAGACAAAGCUAAGCAGAUUCAAGAUCAUAUGAAUGAACUAGAGGAGCGGGCUGAAGCUUUGGAUCGGCAGCGGACAAAGAACAUCUCUGCCAUUAGUUAUAUAAACCAGCGAAACAGAGAAUGGAACAUUGUGGAGUCUGAGAAGGCUUUAGUGGCAGAGAGUCAGAGCAUGAAGCAGCAACAGAUGGAUCCCUUUACUAGAAGGCAAUGCAAGCCGACCAUGGUGUCUAAUUCCAGGGAUCCUGCCGUCCAGGCAGCCAUUAUUGCUCAGCUGAAUGCAAAGUACGGUUCUGGAGCCAGCACUGAUGCAUCCAAAGAUAACGGCACGGCUCAAAGCAAGGAUAAAGAUGGAAACACCAUGUCAGCCAGCGACCUCUCAGAAGACCUGUUUAAAGUGCAUGAUUUUGAUGUAAAGAUCGACCUACAAGUUCCCAGUUCAGAAUCGAAAUCUCUUGCCAUCUCCUCAAAAGCACCACCAGCAAAGGACGGAGCCCCACGCCGCUCUCUGAACCUGGAGGACUACAAAAAAAGGAGAGGACUUAUCUGAGCCCGGCCAGCAUGCUGCUGACCUUGCAUGCCCCAUUUUGUAAUCCUUCCCUGUUGUUUUUACCAUCGUGUGUCUGGAGCAGUAGCACCGCUGGGAACUGAUUCUGCGUAACUAAUACUGACGUCACAUGACACCUUACUUUGCUCAUUGUUCCGUGGCUUCCACUUACUGUGGAUCUUUCGUUAUCCUUACAGUUGCCCAUCUAUCUACGUAUAUAUUGCUUUUCCACAAGCUAGCCGUUUCAUGGCUAAGCCUUCAAAUGUAAAUGUGAUCCCUGCAGUAAACCAACACUACAUAUCCUCUGGUUCCUGUCUGCAUCAACACCUCCAGGUUCUUGAUUCUGGCAGUUACUUGGCAGGUCUCUUCUCCAAGAAAUGGCACUUGAGGGAUAUGCAUCCGUUUCCAUCCAUUAAGGUUUUCGUGGUGGACAGACAUCAGAUAUUUAUUUUUUUAUAAUUUUUUUUUUUAUUAUGAGCAGCCAUAGUGUUUCUGUCCUGAUGUGCUUUUGCUGACUUUGCAUGCUCCGUUUUUUCCCCACUGUUUCCGGAGCAGCAGCAGCAGAUCUGGUGAUAGACUCAGCCUUGUAUCAUAAACUUACGGACUUUAUGGGACUGUUCACUUGGCCACUCUUUUGGGACACCCUCCGUUUCUCUUUGGUUGUCUAUUUUCCCAAACCUUUAUCCCAUUUUUGUUUUUUCCUGCAAGCCUGGUGUUCUAUUGCUCAGUAUUACAAUGGAGAUUUGAGCUCUAUACGCAGCAAACCCUACAUAAAGCGCUCUGCUUUCUUCUCUUUACCUUCAGAGAGGGUUAAGGGCCCCUCCAACUCCGCUGCUGUGUAUGACAUUAAAGAGACUGCCUCCAUUCCGGUUCUUACAAAGAAAGGAGCCUAGAAUGUGCUGUCGUUGAUGCAGCUUCCUCUUCACGGUAUGUUUUUGGCGGGCAGGUUUCAGGAAGAUUCUUUUUAGCUGCAGUACGGUCCUGUCUGUCCUGGCUGUUUGGAAAUACAUUUAAAAGCUGUAAAUGAGAAAAUGAAACUGUAAAGAAGAAACAAAUUAAAUAUGGUUCUCCUUAUGAAAACGGGAGUCGAUGAGCAUUUACUCCACGACAGAAAUAUGCGAGUCACAAGUCGACAGAGGAGGUAAAUGAGUGUUAAAAUCAGCAUUGUGAUAGAUUACAUUUGUGGUCAUAACUUGCACAGUUCAAUUUUCGUAUAUCUGUUGUGGAAUGAUUGCUAAACAGUAUAUGCAAAUGUAUGAACAGCGGCCAGAGUGGUGAGCUGGAAAAGCAUACCGGUAAUAAAGAGUGUUACUCCAUCUGUUGCCAUCA